AGGGGACUAUGGAGAUAUUAUCGCGUCAACCCCUAGGUCUAUCCCAACAUCUCCUCAGCUUUCCUCAAUCACCUACAUAUCUCAUCUGAAUCGAUCGCCAUGGCUUCCAUUCUUACAAAUGUCGCACAAGCUGCGCACUCUGCCGCUGCCGCGAUGCUCAGCGCUGCGCAGAUCGAAGCAGGCGAGCCAAUCCCCCAGAAGCCCGUAAAAGAAGAAGAUCCUGAGCGCUCUAUUACGCUUGAUCUCUCUGGAAAGAAUAUCAUUCUUGGCGUUCCCGGGGCGUUCACACCGCCGUGUAGCUCCCAGGUCCCGCAGUACAUUGCAGACUACGACAAGUUCAAAGCUAAGGGACGUGAAAAACAUCUACUGGCUUGGAAAGAAAAACUUGCUCCACAGGGCACAGGCGUCCGUUUCAUUGCGGAUGAUAAAGGGGAGUUUACCUCUAGCGUGGGACUCCUCUUCGAUGCUUCUGGCCUUUUAGGUUCACCUAGAUCCAAGCGCUACGUCAUUGUAACUCAAGACGGGAAGGUCGACUUCAUCGCAGUGGAAGAGCAGCCUGCGAAUAUCACUUCCACCGCUGCGAACGUUGUGAUCGCUCAGCUCUAAACUGUACCAUGGAGAUGCAGAGAAGUAUACUACUACAUGUAUGAUAUCUUGCAAUUUCGGAGUGGGAUACAUUCACCACUUAAAAGCUUGAUAUGUUGAAGACAAGCAAACCCGCUCAUACCGUACCUCA
Messenger RNA from Suillus subalutaceus, 736 nucleotides. Its product is annotated as Redoxin-domain-containing protein. The transcript has 5 exons. Gene Ontology annotation, cellular component: peroxisome; cytosol; cytoplasm. Gene Ontology annotation, molecular function: thioredoxin peroxidase activity. Gene Ontology annotation, biological process: hydrogen peroxide catabolic process; cell redox homeostasis; cellular response to oxidative stress. The record is from RefSeq and is a predicted model, not a curated record. NCBI's taxonomy places the organism in Eukaryota, Fungi, Basidiomycota, Agaricomycetes, Boletales, Suillaceae. Bases 100 to 606 code for a protein of 168 amino acids.